UACUUAGAUGAAAAACAGAGACCAUACAAAAUAUUUCAUAGUAAAAUAGCUACUUGUGGUGUAGUUAAACCAGGCCAAACUCCCCACCACACAAAUCAUUUGUUGUUACCAUUCUCCACACUUUGCUGUCUAUAUAAACUUUCCUCAAGUCUCCAUCUUCAUCCACCAAAGUUCACUUGGAACUGUUUAAAUCAUCUGCUACAACAAUGGCUCAUCUCUCCCUUUACCUUCUCUUCGUCGUUGUCUUAUCAUCAAUCAGCAGCCAUGCAAAUCAAGCGGAGGCUCGCCGUCUUUUGAACGUAACUUUGCCGGAUCUGCCAAAGCCUGAUCUCCCCAUUGGCCUCCCAAAACCCGAGCUACCGGCAUUACCACAGCCUGGACUUCCCACGUUACCUAUGCCCAAUCUUCCACUGCCAGAACUUCCAAAACCUCAGCUGCCAACUUUUCCCAAACCGGAGUUGCCAGUACCUGUGCCAGAGCUUCCCAAACCAAAGCUACCAGAGUUGCCAGUACCGUUGCCCCCUCUGCCAAGCCCUUAAGUACGAAGGUUCCCUCAAUGAAGGAAAGUGUACUACAUGCUAUCCAGAAAUAACUCAUUUGUAUGAUUGUUAUUGUUGUAUAUCUUUGUGAAUGCUAUGUAAUGAUUUUCUAUUA
This is a messenger RNA of Lycium ferocissimum, 654 nucleotides long. Its product is annotated as protein PELPK1-like. Bases 207 to 539 code for a protein of 110 amino acids. The transcript has a single exon. The record is from RefSeq and is a predicted model, not a curated record. NCBI's taxonomy places the organism in Eukaryota, Viridiplantae, Streptophyta, Magnoliopsida, Solanales, Solanaceae.